Messenger RNA from Hyla sarda, 1097 nucleotides. It is a transcript of the gene SAP30L, whose product is annotated as SAP30 like. The record is from RefSeq and is a predicted model, not a curated record. The transcript is spliced from 4 exons. Bases 163 to 708 code for a protein of 181 amino acids. Gene Ontology annotation, biological process: regulation of DNA-templated transcription. Gene Ontology annotation, cellular component: histone deacetylase complex. Gene Ontology annotation, molecular function: transcription coregulator activity; protein binding. Lineage: Eukaryota; Metazoa; Chordata; Amphibia; Anura; Hylidae.
AUAGUUUGCCGUCUAGUUAGCAGCAAACCCCGCCCCUCAGGCAUCCGUGAUGCCAGUGCGGGAGAGGGCGGGACUUCCGUUGUCAGGGUGCUGGCGGCUCGGUUGCUGCAGUGAGUCUGUGGCAGGCCCGGCAUGUCCGGACGGUUUUUGUAGUGGACGAAGAUGAACGGCUUCAGCACCGAGGAGGACAGCAGGGAUGGGCCUCCCGCCCCGGCCGCUCCCUUCUUCGGGCAGACGUGUUGUCUGAUAGACGGAGGGGAGCGCUGCGCCCGGCCGGCGGGGAACGCGUCAUUCAGCAAGAGGGUUCAGAAGAGCAUCUCCCAGAAGAAGUUGAAGCUGGACAUAGACAAGAGCGUCCGACAUCUUUACAUUUGUGACUUUCACAAAAAUUUUAUCCAAAGUGUUCGGAAUAAGAGGAAGCGGAAAACCAGCGAUGAUGGAGGUGACUCUCCAGAACACGAUACAGAUGUGCCAGAGGUUGACCUUUUUCAGCUUCAAGUGAACACUCUGCGCAGGUACAAGAGGCAUUACAAGCUGCAGACUCGUCCUGGCCUUAACAAGGCACAACUUGCAGAGACUGUGAGCCGGCACUUUCGUAACAUUCCUGUAAAUGAAAAAGAAACUCUGGCCUAUUUCAUCUACAUGGUCAAAAGCAACCGGAGCCGCCUGGACCAGAAAUCUGAAAGCAACAAACAGCUUGACGCAUAGCCACAAAGACUUACGGCACCUCGGCAACAAACUGUGAUUUGUACAUAGGAAAUGUGAAUGCGGCCAGACCCACGCACCCUGUGCCAUAUGCCAUCAUCCUGGUCAUUGGAAGCUAACGGUUGGCAAAUAACAUGGACAGUGACGAUGGUGGCACUGCACAUUGCAUGAGACCAGAAAGGGUUUGGAGAGAAAAAGCCCCAGCCUCUUCUUACUGUAUUAUACCUGGGACAGAAGCCGCUCAUGCCAGGAAGAGUAAGCUUUAGCCGGAGCCGGAGUAGCCCUCACUUGUAGACUUUUAACAUUUGCACUCACAGAUAGAAAAUGAAGACGAUAUGGUCGGCACAGAUCUGUGGUCAUGUGGGAUUUUACCUAUAUGUAUGUGUGUGAUU